UCCUCAUGAGUGUCGUUGCACGCCGAGCUUCAACUUCGCCCGACGGACGCACAAGCUGGCUACACUUCGCAACCCGCUCCCACCGCCUGCACGCGCUCCCAGCCUAACGACGUACCCUGCUUCCAUUAGCAAUAGCAUUAGAGUAUCAGUUCUCAGCCCACGCGCAUCUUCGCUACUGCUAAUUUCUCUACACGCGAUCGACACACGACAGAACUGCUAUUUAGCCCUGCGCCUCGCGGUCAUACUUUCCCAGUAUUUUUUCUCCUGCCUUCUCUCCCUCGUGCGCCUUCGUGCGCCCACCACGCGAGAGCAAGCUCAUUUGACGCGCCGUGGCCAUCACCAUGGGCAUGCACGUCCUCUCCUACCUAAAGCAGACGCUCAAGCGGAAGGACAAGGCGCGUGAUUCCGACUGGGACUUUGGCGCGCGCCAGUCCGACGCUCCGAUCCGACGCGACAGCUUUGCAGUGGCAAGGCGCAGACGUAGUACCUCUCUCGACCGUCAGCGAUGUCCACCUCCAAUCCAGCGCGCGGAAGAGCCGCAGCACCAGCACAAACGCAUUUCGGCCGCAGUUGGGGACGCAAGUGCUGGUACCUCUGUUGCGCGCGGAUCGCGCGGUAUCGUGCCUGCAGCCGAUUCCGAAGCACACGGCCCGCGCAGUGGGAGUCCAGAGGACGAUGUGCUUUUGGCUGCUGGCGAAUCUGCGAAAGAAAGCAGGAGCGCAGGGAAACCCAGCGAUUACCGACGGCGCGCACACUCCGUCGCGGUAAUGCGUGCUACAGAUCCAUUUGAGCGUCCUACUCUUCGACAUGCCUCCUCCGCGUUCACGCAGCGGGAUCUCAGUGCAUGCCCGUCGGCGGCCAGUCCUUCGCGGCACUUGGCCGCUUCACCUGCGCCGUCCGUGCAGUCCUUCCAUUCUCUUCAAGCGGGUCCGAGUGACACGAACCGGCGAGCGGCUCUUGCGGCGAAACGCUCAAUGCCGCAAUUGCAUAAUGUCUGGGAGACUUUCCUUGAGGAGGCCGCAGAAGAUGCUGACUCUUUUGAUUUCCCCAUGCCUCCUCACUCUCUACAUACGGCUAAGUCACCGACUAAGUACGCUACUGUUCAAGGUAGCCCGCACGCCAGUGGAAGCCACUACCCACGACACCACCACGCCCCAACGGCUUCUUCAUCCUCUACUACUCUACAGCCUCCAAGAGGCCUGCCGCGUACUCCCCAUCCUAAUGUACCCCAAAGCUAUCCGCCGUCCUCGAGCAAGGCGCGUCCGCGCGGACAUGUACGUACUUCGCACCAGGCGUCGUCUUCUACCUCCAGUUGUACUACAUCAAAUGCCGGAUCGACAAGCUCGAUGGCUGCGUUCUCAUCGGCAUCCUCAAUGACGACCGCGUUUGAGGGCUCCGAUGAUAACCAGCACGCGCGCGACGACCCUGCUGUUCCCCCUACCCCACAUACGAGCGCCGCUAAGAGCCCGAGGACUUUCAAAUUCGUCGAUCCCUCUUUAUUGCCUCAAGCACGGAAAGUGCCGUUGCAGGUUCAAGAUGUCCCGCGUGGUGUGUCGCCGACAUCCAGUACGUCGAGUGAUUCGUUAAGUAGCAACGCGGUUCCGUACUCGCAUUCUCUGUCGACGACUCCCACACCAUCCAGCGAUUGCCCCACGCCAUCACCGAGCCCGUCCAGAUGUGGUCCGCCUCCAAUGUCUCCCAGCAAACAUGCUGGUCGGCUUAGCCCGGACGUUUCAAGGACGAGCCGGCAAUACCGUCAAUCACCGGAAGCAGAAUUGCUGCUUGAACAUCCGCUCUCACCAGGGUCACCAAAGUCCGACAAAUCUUACCGGUACUCGAGUGCCACUGCGGGAUGUCGUGUAGAACGGGGGUUACGAUCACCGCUUGAGGUGUGUGAAGAGAGGAAGAGUUACGAGGAAGAUGUCUUGUCAGAAUUGGGAUACUACGGCACCAUGGCUUCGCGAGCCAAGAGUCCGCAGCAAUUUGCAGUCCACACGGUACCGGGUUCGCCUCCGCAGUCACCCUCAUCUCCCGCGAUGCCUGUUGUUCCACCUCUUCGCCGAAGCUCCCGACAGAAUCUGCGCGCUGUCGCCUCACGAUCUGUGCCUUCUGCUCACAUACUAUCAUUACCCCGCGCCAAAUCCGCUUCGAACAUUAAGCGUGAGUCGCAACCAGUACUCGAACGGCCACUUCUAUCUCCCAUGCGCUCUUCAAGUCUGCUUCGGUUGAAGAAAGCUGCAACUGAUGCGGUGAGUUCGGGCUCGAGUUCAGUUGCACCGGCGAAUCUCCGCACAACUCAGUCGAGACCCUUCACUCACGCGCGAUCGCAAACUUUACAGCAUGAUCAAUUGCAGUCAAUACGAGAUCCGAAUAUGACGGUUGGUAACAGCAAGUCAACUGAAGCUCUCGUGUCUGCGUCUUCUAGGUCAGGGCUAAUGGGUCGGAAACGUUCGGGUUCGGCGUCUGCAGUGUACACGCAAACACCGAAAACCACGCAGGCGCCCGUACGUCCGCCUCCAGCUCCACCACUGGAUUUGACACCCUCGCGUCUUCUACCGCCGAAAGUGGCAAAAGACUCGACUUCGGGUUCACCGCUUACACCCGCGAGCGCUGUACAAUGGGGUUACGCGCUUUAGUUCCGUGUGCCGAUCUGCUCAACUUUUUUGCGUACUUUGGUCUUCCGCGUAUGUGCAUAUUGGUGUCUUGGUAUUAUGAUCGGACACUUUCUUGCUCUGUGGACUGUUUGCCCUUCCCCUUGUCCUUCUGAUCCUCUCCUCAUUGCCGCUCAACUCCCCUGUCAUUUUGCUGUUUUGUUCCUCCAUCGACCACCUUUUCGCCUUUCAGUGUUUGGCUGUUCACUUUUCUCAUCUGAUUUCCUCACGACUCAUAACGUUAUAUUUGUAGCGGCAAUCACAUCUCCCAUCGCUUUCGGCAUAUCUUAUCAUCAACAUAUUUUUGUCAAGUUUCACUUCGCUUCUCAUCUCGUCUUUUCUUCCUUCUGUUUGCUUACUCGGAGCCGGUUUGAUCUUCAAACUCUGCGAACUUAUUAUCUCACUUCGCUCGCUCACACACCCACGCAGACUAUCCACUCUCGUUUGCGCCUCCUUUGUUACUUCAUUAUCUCUUCGACUUCGACCUUUGUUCGCCUCUUGACCGAGCUGAUCUGGCCAGCCAAUCAUCGGUCCCUCUUGGUACACCAUUCUGUUCUAUUCUAUUCUCAGGACAGGAAUCCUCCACCUUACCUUUCUCUUCGUCCGACAACACUCUUCCCUGUCCUCAACUUAUCUAUUCCAUUCUCCUCGGCUCAAAGCCAGAACUUAACCUCAAAACAUCCUUCAUUGGGCACAAGCACUCCAAAUUUUGUACAUUACACAUAAGUAGUCUCCUCUUCUCUUCAUUUCUUCCUAUGGCGUACGUUAUAUCCCGCAGGCGAGGCUAUCUUCUUUGGCUGGUACCUCACUAUUAUCUCCUAUUUCUUUCUUCUUCCCUUUU
Molecule: messenger RNA, 3492 nt
Organism: Fomitiporia mediterranea MF3/22
Lineage: Eukaryota; Fungi; Basidiomycota; Agaricomycetes; Hymenochaetales; Hymenochaetaceae
Exons: 2
Coding region: 342-2636 (764 amino acids)
Source: RefSeq, a predicted model, not a curated record